Nannospalax galili (Upper Galilee mountains blind mole rat) is the source of this 932-nucleotide messenger RNA. RefSeq names its product ribosomal protein L9 (gene Rpl9). The record is from RefSeq and is a predicted model, not a curated record. The transcript is spliced from 8 exons. Bases 95 to 673 code for a protein of 192 amino acids. Gene Ontology annotation, cellular component: ribosome; cytosolic large ribosomal subunit. Lineage: Eukaryota; Metazoa; Chordata; Mammalia; Rodentia; Spalacidae. Gene Ontology annotation, biological process: cytoplasmic translation. Gene Ontology annotation, molecular function: structural constituent of ribosome; rRNA binding.
CGCGUGCUUAUGACGCAGAACGUAGGGCAGGCCCGACGGAUUACAAGAACGUGAUGACGAGAGUCGCUCUCUCUUUGCCCCAUCGACUGCGAGAAUGAAGACCAUCCUCAGCAAUCAGACUGUCGACAUUCCAGAAAAUGUCGACAUCACCCUGAAAGGACGCACAGUUAUUGUGAAGGGUCCCCGAGGAACCCUCCGGAGGGACUUUAAUCACAUCAAUGUAGAACUUAGCCUCCUGGGAAAGAAGAAGAAGAGGCUGCGAGUUGACAAAUGGUGGGGGAACAGAAAGGAACUGGCCACUGUACGAACUAUCUGUAGCCAUGUCCAGAACAUGAUCAAGGGUGUUACACUGGGCUUCCGAUACAAGAUGAGGUCUGUGUAUGCUCACUUCCCCAUCAACGUUGUUAUUCAGGAGAAUGGUUCUCUUGUUGAAAUCCGAAAUUUCUUGGGUGAAAAGUACAUCCGCAGGGUUCGAAUGAGGACAGGUGUUGCUUGUUCUGUUUCUCAAGCCCAGAAGGAUGAAUUAAUCCUUGAAGGGAAUGAUAUUGAACUUGUUUCAAAUUCAGCGGCUUUGAUUCAGCAAGCCACAACAGUUAAAAACAAAGAUAUCAGAAAAUUUUUGGAUGGUAUCUAUGUUUCUGAAAAAGGAACAGUGCAGCAGGCUGAUGAGUAGGAUCUCAGGUUUAACUUCUGUGAGUGACCAGUCUAUGGAACUGGAGUGAAUAUUUAAGCUCUCAUGAGGACAGAAAUAUGAUAGUUAGCUGAGAACUCUACUGUGGCCUUUCUUUAGAGGUAUGUUUUGUAAGUUCUUUGCUUUCCAAAAUUUUCUUCUCUUUCGCCGACGAAACAUGGUGAUGGAUAUCAGGAGAACCACAGUGGAAACGAAGCAGCAACCAAAGAAUAUCAGCGGUUUCUUCUGCAGGAGAAGGGAG